CGUCACGGCUAGCCAUUUAUGAUUGCCUUCUGAUGCCCCGCAGGUGGUUUUUAAGGCUCUCCUUACCCUACAUCAGAUGAUUAGAUCUGGAUCAACGGAUCAAUUGCUUGAAAGUCUGGCAACAGGCGAUACUUUACGCCUGAGAAAUAUAUCUGGGCAGCACUGGGAAGGCUACUCUCCGCCUUCCAACUUAGGAUCUUACGCUCAAUACCUUGAUUCAAGAAUCAAGGUUUGGAGGGAUCUACGUCAUGAUCUGGUAAAAGUGCAGACUGAAUCAAAUAGGCGUAGUGACGGGCUUGGUGCUGGAUCCAAAGCUCGCCGUCUCAGGCAUCUCUCCGUGGAGAAGGGCUUGUUGCGCGAGGUGAAAGGGGUGCAGCGGAUUUUGGAUACUCUGGUUCAGUGUAAAUUCUACGACGACGAUCUACGAGACGAGAACACCGUCUUGGCCUUCCGUAUGAUCAUCAAGGAUCUAUUAGUCUUGUUCCAAGCUGGCAAUGAGGGUGUCUGCAACAUUCUUGAGCACUACUUUGAAAUGACCAAACAGGACGCUACUGAGUCGUUCGAAAUCUACAAAUACUUCAUCAAGCAGACUGAUCGAGUAGUCGAUUUCCUGGGUAUUGCGCGGAAGCUGCACAACGUCGUCAAUGUCCCUGUACCCAAUCUCAAACAUGCGCCUACUGGUCUGGUGAAGGCGUUGGAAGAGUAUCUCAAUGAUCCCAAUUUUGAGGACAACAGGCGCGAGUAUAGAGCUAGUCUGGGAGUUGUAGAGGGAAGAGGCGCUGGGCGAACACCUUCUCCAGCAGCAGCGAACAAGGACGAAAGCAAGGGUCGCACCAGUCCUGUGAAAGCGGGACGCUCGUCCUCUCCGGUGAAGUCUCCCAGUCCAGCACCGUUUGUUCCUCCACCAGGGACAUCUCAGAAGAUCCAAGACUUUUUCGACUCGCUCACUACGGAUCACCAGCCGACCAUCUUCGGAGGUCCAGCGCAACCAUUCCCUCAGCAGACUCAGCUUCAAAUGCAGGCACCCUUCAACCCCUUCCGACAAUCCAUAAUGAUGCCUCAGCAGACUGGCUUCAUGCAGCCCCAGGCCACUGGCUUCCCUGGCGGGCAUCUGCAGCCUCAGAUGACAGGACAGAUGGCCUUUGGCAACCAUCCCUCUUUCCAACAGAAUGGCUCAAGCCCGUUCAUCCAGCCUCAACAGACUGGCAUGUUCCAGCCUCAAGCACAACAUUCGGUUCCGUUUCUCCAAGACCAAUUCCAGCCGGGGACUAUGCUACCACAGGCCACAGGCUCGAACCCAUUCCGACAAAGCACCAUGAUGUUUGGUCAAGGACACCCAACUGGAGUCUUGUCGCAGCCCACUUCGCCGAUAGGAGGACAGUCGACCCAGAUCAACCGACCUGGAUCCACACCGGCUACGGGCGGGACGGCUCAACUUGGCCAAGCCGCUGCAACUACGGGCAAAAAUCCAUUUGCACCGGCGGGAGGAGUUCCCGUCCAAAAGCCCAAAGAGAGCGCCGGACCAUCCAUGAACGAGCUGGCCUGGAACAAGGCACAAGGUCAGCUCGGCGUUGUCCCUCAGCAAACCGGUGCUUCACCUUGGGCCACUGUCAGCGGAAAGCCUACGACUGGCUUCAACCCUCAACCUACCGGCAACUCCCCUUGGGCCAGUUUCAAUGGCAAGCCAUCGACUCCAAGUUCCGACUUUGGUCCGACGGGAAUAUCAGACAUUGCUUCUAGCUUUGCUGUCGACUCUUCGAAACAGUCAUCCAGCUCAGACUUCUUGUCUCAAUUUGGAUCUUUCUCGGUCAACUCGAAUGUCACGGGAACAGGUGCCACGUCGACGUCGACAUUGCCUACGCAAUUUGGAUCGCAAACAUCUUCGUCGCCCGCUCCGACCUCGCCGAUUGGGGGUCUUCAACCCCAGCCCACAGGUUUCGGAGGGAGCACAGUCAAAAAGUUCCAACCGACCAGCUCAUUCGGAAGUCAGCUUCUAGAAUCCUUACCGACAGUCAACGAGUCGGCAGGUUCGACAAACCAGGCUCAGAAUCAGUCUUCAAAUGGGUCACAGAGCAGUUCUGGUCCUUUUGGACAGCAGCAGCCGAAUGGAUCGUCCAAUGGUGCCAGUGGUUUCUCCGGCAGUUCUCUUGGACCAUUCGGACAACAAUCAACUGGAAGUGGUGCGUUCGGUCAGUCCACCAUGCAGCCUCAAGCGACUGGUCUGCCCAAUCCUUUCAGGCAGAGCACUCUAGGUGCCUUCGGGCAAACUACGAAUGGGCCGAAUCAGCCGAUAGGCGCCUUCGGACAGGGCACACCAUUCGGAGGUCAGAACAGGACUGGAGGUGGGUCAUUCGGCAAUCAGGCCCUCGGGGGAGGUUCCAUGGCGUUUGGCAAUCAACAGCAGAACACCGGUCAAAACCAGAGUCAAAAUGCCUUCCAGGGCGGACCUUUCGGUCAAGCCUUUGGAGGAGGACAACAACAACAACAUCAACAAGGCGGAAGCAGUCUGAUCUAGACAGAGCGAGUGAUGGGCACCUGGAUCAGUAGAAAUUUUGUAACUUGUGGUUCGCCAGUGAUAAGAUUGUAGUUAUAAUGCAUGCCUUGAAGUGCGACA
Messenger RNA from Kockovaella imperatae, 2614 nucleotides. RefSeq lists its product as hypothetical. Bases 77 to 2515 code for a protein of 812 amino acids. The transcript is spliced from 7 exons. Gene Ontology annotation, biological process: vesicle budding from membrane; clathrin-dependent endocytosis; clathrin coat assembly. The record is from RefSeq and is a predicted model, not a curated record. Lineage: Eukaryota; Fungi; Basidiomycota; Tremellomycetes; Tremellales; Cuniculitremaceae. Gene Ontology annotation, cellular component: clathrin-coated vesicle; clathrin-coated pit. Gene Ontology annotation, molecular function: clathrin heavy chain binding; SNARE binding; 1-phosphatidylinositol binding.